Molecule: messenger RNA, 360 nt
Organism: Fusarium fujikuroi IMI 58289
Lineage: Eukaryota; Fungi; Ascomycota; Sordariomycetes; Hypocreales; Nectriaceae
Exons: 3
Coding region: 1-360 (119 amino acids)
Source: RefSeq, a predicted model, not a curated record
AUGUAUUACCCAUCUAAAGCAUUACCGUUGGCGGAAGGAAAGGCUGGCUGGCUGGUUGACGAAUGGACUAUGGAUCAGGGGACGGGAGGCCCACUAUGGUUAGCACCUGCCCUACGUACAGAUCGCAAUCAUCAGUUUUCCCGUGGUAUAGAAGCAACUACUUCUGCAAGUAUAUUUGCCCGUCACUUUGCGCUCAACUUAACAGCUCUGCACCGCUACAAGACAACCAUAAGAGAGAACUUCCAGCCGCCCGUCCAUGACAAGGAGCCAGUCAAACCCCAGACAGUUGACCAGGGUAGAUGGAUCGUGGCUCCAAAACUCGUGGGGCACAUUGAAAAAAGGACAGGCGUCGGCGCUUAA